AUGAAGAAGUUAUCUUUAGAUAGUGACAUAAUGGAAUAUAACACAGAUAAACCAAAGUUAAUAUUAUUUCAGGGUCCUAGUGGAGCUGGUAAAACAACGGUUACUAAAUUUUUAUGUCAAGAACUAAUUAAAAAUGGAAUAAAGAGUGAGGUAAUAAAUUUUGAUAAUUAUGCUUUUGCAACUGAUCCUAAGAAGACAAUAACAGGUGAUUAUAAUUUCAAUUGUCCUUCUGCAUAUGACUGGGAUGGAUUAAGAAAAUUACUGGUUAGUUAUGGAAAGAAAGAAGAUUUUGUAGAGAGGAGAAUUUAUAAUUUUGAAACUGAAAGUGUGAUUAUAACAAAGCAAAAGAACAACAAACCAGAUGUUUUAAUUCUAGAGGGAUUCCUGAUAUUUAAUUUAGUAAAUGAAAAAAUUUUUAACAUAGAAAAAUCCUAUUUUUUGAAUCAUUCAAUGUCAGUUAAAGAUAAUUGUAAUGUACCUAAUCCAAUUGAUUUUAGUAUUUAUUUUAAUAUUUACAAGAUUUUUUUUGAAUUAGAAGAAAGUGAUAUUAAAAAAAUGCGGUUUAUUAGAUAUUUUAAUGAAAGAAAAUCUAAGCCUCAAUUGAAAAAUUUGUGUGAAAGUGAUAUGAAAAAAUUUAUUGAAAAGGAAUUAGAAAAAUUUGUUAUUCCUUCAACAAAAUCUUGGGUUAACUGUGGCAAGGAAAGUGCUGAUUUAAUUGUAAAAUGUUCACCUUUUAGUCACAAUCGUGAUUUGAAUGAAUUUAUUAAAGAAUUUAUUGAAUACUUUUGUGAAGAUUUAAUUGAUACUGAAAUUAAUAAUAGUUUUAAUGAAUACUUAUUAAGUAAUAGAUGA
Hepatospora eriocheir is the source of this 852-nucleotide messenger RNA. The record is from the annotation of a GenBank genome assembly. Lineage: Eukaryota; Fungi; Microsporidia; Hepatosporidae.